Fomitopsis serialis is the source of this 1915-nucleotide messenger RNA. RefSeq lists its product as uncharacterized. Bases 10 to 1458 code for a protein of 482 amino acids. Lineage: Eukaryota; Fungi; Basidiomycota; Agaricomycetes; Polyporales; Fomitopsidaceae. The transcript has 6 exons. The record is from RefSeq and is a predicted model, not a curated record.
GCGGACUUUAUGAGGGAAUGGCUCCCGCAUCGCGAGGACUUCCUUGAACGGCUUAUUGAUCUGGAAGCUCCACGCGAGAGGCGGCGGUGCGCCGAGUGCAACGCAGAAUGGAGUCCUUGGAGAUGCAUUGACUGCAUGGGCCAGCCGAGCUUUUGUACAGGGUGCUGCGUCACUGAGCAUAAGCGAGACUUCCUGCAUCGGGUGGAGCGUUGGAUUUCCGAAGACGGUCCUGGGAGGAUGUGGAAAGCGAUCUCUUUCCCGCAGAGCCCUCGAGGCAGCAAGGGCCUGUGCUUGGAGAGUGCGGUAUGUACUUAUAACGGGGUCGGAAAUGAUUCUGACUCCAAUCAAGGAUUUUUUCAGACAAGCUCAUUGUACAAUGUUGGCGCCCGCCUCUUUCUCGGACAUGGAGGCGCACCGUGCCCGCUUUUCUCCCUGAUUAGCGGGGAAGGGUUGUGUCACAAAAUUACCGUAGUCGAUGUUACAGGGGUCCACCAUGUUCGAGUCACGUUCUGCCAGUGCUCGAAGCCCGACAGCAAACCGCGGCAGCUUCUCGCGCUCGGACUCUAUCCGGCCUCCGUGCUUGCCCCCCGCACCGCCUUCACCUUCCGAGUACUUGACGACUUCUUGUUGGCCAACAAGAUUUCUGGCAUUGCGGCUCAAAGCUACUUCGAGCGACUGCGACGGCUUACCAGCAACGCCUUUCCGGCCCGUGUUCCUGAUCGAUACAGAGAGCUCUUGCGGACCAGUCGGCAGUGGCGGAAUCUCAAAUAUCGCAAAUGGCAUGGAUAUGGCCACGGACGGGGCCCCGUAGGUCCCGGGGAUCUUGCAUUGGGAUGUGUUGCGUGUCCGCGACCCGGUGUCAAUCUGAAGGACGGCUGGGACCGGGAAGCCAACCAGUGGAAAUACACACAGUCAUUCGUUAUGGACGGUAAUUUCAGCGCUGAGCAUUUAAAAAUGCGAAGCCCAAAAGAGGAUGUGUCCCUUGCCGACGGUCAUGGAUUUAUGGUAACGGAAGAGCCCUACAAAUGCCACCUCAAAGAGGCCGUAGAGGUUCGAGAGAAAUCGAGCUGUCAUGCGCACCGGGCCGUCAACCAGGCUAAUGCCGAUCGCCACGACAUGGAGGCCACCGGUAUCGGAGCAGUAGCAUGCGCGAGGCAUGGCUGUUUUGUUCCCCAUGCAGUGGUCGAUUUUCAAAAAGGCGAGCGGCAAAUGAACAUGGACUAUGCACUCUCCCAGGCCUUUCAGUUCUACGCCGGCCUGCAGACCUUCAUUCUGAUGUAUGACAUCGCCUGUCAGUAUAGCAAAAAUGCUGUUCCUCGGUUUACGAAGGCUUCGAAGCAUUUGACGUGGCCGCUAAUGGUGUUGAUAUUUUGGGGAAUCGGCCUCUUCCACAUCCACGGCCAUCAGCGAGACUGCCUGCCCAAGUUUUCACCGGACUUUAUUCCUGGGGCAGUGUAACGUACUCAAAUCACGCCCGCAGAUGCAGUGUAUCCAAUCUCUAUUCAGGAGAGUAUCGUAUACGCAUAGGGCAUCUUUAGGCAGUAAUAGUGAGGUAGUUGAGGCUAAGGUAAGUGCGCUGGCGCGCCAUACGAGACGAGAGAGCAAACAUAGCCAAACAUACAUGAUAAGAUAUACUAUAACGGGUAGGUCUUGAUGACCCCCGAAUAGACCCGUUACACUCUCCCCCACUGGACUCGUCUCACGAGUCCCAGCGAAAGACAAUGAAGAGAACAUACCAUGCAUAUCUUCUUGUAAGAGAUUACUCACCUCAGGUACAGGUAAGAUAAACUGUGGGCCGGGUCUCGGAACACAGCAAUCUAUGUAGUGCCCACAGGGUCUCCGUGAGCUGACUACAUCCUGAAAGUACCCGAGAUAGAGCAAUCAAUGUAGUGAACAUCCCAUAUGGAUGUACACA